GCGAGCGAGCGCGUGUGGAAUUGAUCAUUAGGAUAUUCUUGCUGUCAGGGCGAUUAUUGAUGGAAUUUGGACAGUGGGGUGUUUAUUAUUUUAUUGUGCCGCAUCAUCUACAGUUACAAUCCUGGCGUUCGUAGAUUUCUAGUGUCCUAAAUUCAACUGAAAUCAUAGAUAGCAGAGAAGAAUCACCCCAUCAGUGCAUGAUGGCAACGCAAACUUGUAGCAGAGAUCAGAGACAGAAAUUACUAAAUUCCACUUGAUGAAGAAUGAAAUGUUUUGAUCUCUUUGACUUCGAGCAGUAAAUCCAGAAUCACAAUCUUCGAUCCGUUUGCCAUUUAUGUUGCUGUUGCACCACUCCUGACAUUUCUGAUCCCAGAGCAGGCUGUGGGUUCUUCGUAAACAGUGUGAAUAUUUGAUGCACCUUUGCAGUACGUCUGUCCUAGUGCCCGACUCACCGAACGUAGCAUCAAAUUUUACCCAAGGUGACAACCAACUCAAGUAGCUCAGUAUUCGGAUAUCAGCCAUUCGCAAAGCACAAAAAUAGGAGACAUAGAGCAAAAAGGACAGACAAUUAGACAAAGUGACACAAUGGUCAACACAGAUAUUUUGAGGGGAGAAGCACUGGUAAUUUUGAAAAACUUCGGACCUGGUGGAAGGCUCUUGGACGGAUAAACAUGAAGCUGUCGCACCUGGUGCAUUAUUGUCCACGUAGUUCAGACCCAGAAAUUGGAGGAAUUGUAUCAAAAUUUUACAUCGGCUUACAUCAUAUAGGAGUGGGUUUAGAUAAUAUCGUGAAGGGCUGUAUCAAAACACAGGAAAAUCUAAACAGAGGUGGCUGAAUAAGUGACGAAAUUAAAUUCAAUAUCCGAAAGAAUGUUUUUUUUAAAAAAGCCAGAAAAUACUGGAGAAUCUCAGCAGGUCUGACAGCAUCUGUGAACAGGGAGCAAAAUUAACUUUUCGAAUCCAAAGACUUCUUCGGACUUGAAGGGAGCGACAACGUAUUGUUUCAAUACUCUUGGCAAGGUGGGAAAGAUGAGUAAGUGCGACGGAUGGUGAGGCAAUCCGGAACUAAAGACAAAGGGUACACUUCUCGUAGCAAGGGAGAGUUUUAUAUGUAAAAUGGACGAGUGGUUCGUUUGAAUUAGAGAAAAAUAGGUCAGUUCUGGUGAAAGCGAAGCCAACAAGAAAUUAGCGAGACACGUUGCGACAGGGCGAGAGAAAUCAAAAUAAACAUUAAGGACAGAGAUCAUUCUCUGAAAUUAAUGAAUUUAACAUCUGAGUUCUGAAGGCUGUAAAGCACCUAAAGGUAGAGCGAAGUGGUGGUUCUCCAGCUUACAUUAAACUUUGCAAGAACACCACAACAGAAAUUCUAAAGAAGCGUCACUGCAUCCAAAACGUUAACUCUGAUUUCUCUCCAAACAUGCUGCUAGACUUGGUGCAAGGUAUUUAGGUCCUACGACGAUAAAUGCCGAAAGUGAAAGAGCGAGAAUUGGGUGGCUUGCUUUAAGUGAGCUGCGGGAAGCGGAAAAGGAGAGCAGCAUUGGCAGAGACACGAAACAGGCGAGUGGAGAUGCCUGGACGACGGGAACGUGGAUUACUAUUGAACAUGGCAAGGAUAAACUGCAUGACUGUAUUGCGUUUCCUAGUUUUGUUGAUUUUAGUAAUAAUGGGUUUGAAGAUGUAUCCAAUAUUCAAAACAAAGCACUUGGACACUCCUGCAAAAGAUAGCUUUUGGAAUAAACGUAGAGGAGCCAUUACACCUAACCAAAAACUGGAACAAGAAGUAAUCCAAACUGUACAGCAGGUAAAAGAAAUCAUAAAAACAGAGGUGCAAGCAAAGACUCGGAAACAGAAGGAUUACGGCAUUUCAGGGAUGAGAAUUGUGCACUUGGACCUCAAAGGUGCGGCACCAAAACUUACAUACUUGCAACAGAUUUUUCCACUUCUGGCGAGCAUCGGGGUCAAUGGUAUACUAAUGGAGUAUGAGGAUAUGUUUCCUUACCAUGACGAACUUGAAAUUCUGAAAUCCACCUAUGCAUUCAGUUCUGCUGAUAUUGACAAGAUCCAACAGAUAGCUGAGAGCAAUAAUUUGGAAAUUAUUCCCUUAAUUCAAACCUUUGGGCACAUGGAGUUCGUUCUCAAGCAUGAUAAAUAUCGGAACCUCAGAGAGGUACAGAAAUAUCCCAAUAGCCUGAAUCCCCAUUUGGCUGGCUCUCUGAUUCUGGUGAAGAAGAUGCUGUCUCAAGUACUUGACAAACAUAGCAAAUCUGGCUGGAUCCACAUAGGAGCUGAUGAGGUUUUUAAUCUUGGAGAAAGUACUGAAUCCAAACAGUGGAUCAACGAACAACGAGGAGACAUUGGAAAGAUAUUCUUGGAUCAUAUAAAGCAACUUGGGAGUUUCGUGGUCAACAAAUAUCCUGGAAUUAAGCUCAUCAUGUGGGAUGAUAUGAUGCGAAAGACUAAUAAGGAAAGAAUCAUUGAAUCUGGUAUAACCGAACAUAUUACCCCAAUGGUGUGGUUCUAUCAUCCAGACUUUAGCAUUGACCAAGUAGAGACAUUACUUUCCAAGUACGUGGACAGUGGAUUCAAGAGUGUCUGGUUUGCAAGUGCCUUUAAAGGUGCAUCGGGUGUUAGCCAGAAUUGGACACCCAUCAAGUUCCACCUGGACAAUCACCUCCGGUGGCUGCAGGUGAUUAAAUCCAUCUCAAAGUUCUCAUCUCUCCGCUUUCAAGGCUUGGCAUUAACAGGCUGGCAAAGGUACGAUCAUUUCUCAACUCUGUGUGAGCUGCUGCCAGUUGCAAUUCCAUCCCUGGUGGUCUGCAUGCAAACUGUGACACAUGGUUCUUUCACGGAGAACGUGAAAACCAAAUCACAGCAGCUUUUGGGAUUUAAAAAUAUUGACCUAGAAAAAAACUUGAGUGAAGGUGAAGGCACAUUUGCAGGAGCUGAGGUUUAUCAAAUGGUUCGUUGGAUUACUCAAAAUCUGAAAUCUGAAGUAACUUCUGUUAUAGAAAAUAACAGUGAAAUCAAAGGCUGGUUCAGUUGCUACAACAGGAAACACCAAUUUGCAAAUCCUCGCAACAUGGAGCAUUUUGGCAGUGAAUUACACAGAGUUCACAAACGGUGGGAAGAGUACUUGGGAAACUUUCGUGCACAGAUGGAAAAUAUUUACUUUCCCGACACUGUGGAGGAAUGGAUGGCAGUGAAUGUGAACUUGUACAUGGACCCGCUUAGGGAACUUGUUAAGGACUAUAAGGAAAUUAUGGCACUAAUGGCUGUGCCGAAACAACAUUAGAAAAUGAACAAGAAACCAAUUCAGGAAUGCACAGCCAUUGGUGGAAAAACUGGAAACGAUACAGCUAAACUAUAUCCAGAAUGACAUAUUUUAACAUGAGAUCCAGGAUCAAAAUGCAACAAAGCACAGAAACAGUGUCCUACUUCAUUGCAUUUUAUUUCAAGUUUGGAAAGAAUCUCCGCUGUUGAUGAUGAGUGGCUUCUUGCUUUUACCGGUUCUGGAUUUGAUUUGUGUGCAUACUGCAGGACUGAAAUGUUUACAACUCAAGCAAGUUAUAUACCUCUGUCUCACUCUUUCUAUCCAUUCCCACCUGCAAACCAUGUGGCAAAAAAGCAUUACCAGGUAUCAUUAUGACUAACCACUGCUACAAACUCAGCAGGUGACUUCAGAAUUGCAGAAGGAAGCAACUCACUCUAGCUAAGGUAUUUGCAAACAGUGGAAAUGCUGCUUGGAGAAUUCAAAAUGAAUAGGUAAAUCUCUUUUGUCCAGUGACAUGUUUGUUGUCAUUUCUUUCUGAGGAUAUGCUAGUAAUGGAAGAGGACACGUGCUAUUAAUUACUACAUAACAGGGGAAUUGAUUGGUGUGCAGGGGAUUUACCGAGUUAUGAUAUCAUCAUCUUUUGAUUUUUUUUUUAAAAAAAUGUUUAAUAUGCACUUGUCAAUUUCUCCAUUCCAUUUGGCACAAUGGAUUGUAAUAAUUUAAUCAUCUAUGUUGAUUUUAUUUUAGCAAGUUUAUCGUGAGAUCUGUUGAUAUUAAUUGUGUUCUCUGCUGCUUUUUUGUGGUUUAAAUCACUUUUGAUAACUGGUUGCUUAUUUAUAUUUAGUUAAUAAUUUUAUAUUAAAUAAUGAUGAAUGGGGUAUAUGGUCUAAGAAGGACUACUCCUUUUAAACUGAGGCUAAAUUACAAAGUGAAAUGAAUUGAGCUGUUCUCUAGAAUAUUCAUGCAGCUCAGUAGCAGUUAUCAGAGAGGGAUCAUCUGCAAGAGAUACAAAGUAUGAACAAUAUGAGGGAUUCUUAUUUCAGGAAUGUAGACAAAGUUUAGAUUAAAACAAGCAAUUCAAGAGUCCAGGCUCUAAGAGAGACUGUUUGUUUCUUUCAAAUAUACAUAAGUGACCUUUUGUAGAACUGGUAUUGCCAUUUGCACUGAAUACCUAAGUGACUUUGUAAGAUGCUGGUGGAUACAUUUGAUGUUUUGACUCUUCUACAGCUCUCCCAAAUUCCAACCUACAACUUGUAAAGUUGUAGUUUCAGGUCACACUACUGGUCACUUUUUAAACUGCUUUAAAAGCUCUCGCCUGCAAAAAUCACUGUGGGAUACAACCAGCAGAAAGGAUGAACUGUCAAGUAGACAAUAAAAAGUGAAACAAGGGAAUUUUUUUUUAGUGGAGAAAAUACUGCAUUGCAUGAAAAUGUUCUAAAGAAUAAAUGUCAAUGCUAGCAUUGGAACAAUACCCAGCUAAUGUCAUAGUUCAAUUUCUCUCAGCCUAGCCCAAAGAUGGAACAGACCAGAUGUGCUGGUCUCCCAGAUCAGCCUUGGCUACUUCCUAAGGCCUGCUCAGAUAUAAAAGUAAUUUAUUUUGAAGUUCUAAGUUAGCUUUGCUUUUAAAUAGUCAGAGAAAAUGAAUGGACCACUAAUUGCAUACCCAGCAGCUGAUAUAUCUCCCAGGCUUUUUUUUUUAAACCACUUUCAACUAAACAAUGAACUUUUUUUCAACUCCAUUCUGGUCAAGGAUUAGCAGUGAUAGUUUUUUUUUCUCCUGGUUAACAAACUUGUUGCUACCUGGGUGGAAUUUUUAGUGAGAAAGCGAGAAGAGAAUUGCAGGGCAAUGGAGGAAUGGAACUAAUUUGGAUAAUUCUGCCAAAGAACAUAGAGUGAAACCUGUCCUUCUGUGCAAUGCAACCAGUGAUACAUAAGAAUGACUCUGACACCUGAUGGACUAUAUUUGAAAUGAUCUAAUUUCACAGUGAGGAACCAUUUGGUUUUCUGUUUUACACUCUUUCUAACACAACAGUUAAAUCUUAUUCAUACCACAAUCAAAAUUCGUAUCUCCAUUUAAACAUCCCCUAUUACUAAUAAGACAGUGGGAGCACCUUCUUCUAACAGUGCAGCAUAAUUUCAGAUCAGUUCCUCACACCAACAGCGUAAGUAAAGCAGACAUAGACUGCACACUUCUGGCAUCCUAUGUGUUAACUCAAACUUAUUAUAAUUACACAGCUUUUCCUGAGGCUCUUCCCAACUGUCUGCAGCACUAACUACAAAACUGAUUUCAUUAAGAGCUUUCGUCUCACAAGAAAGCUUCAGAUUAUUCCAUCAUGCUAAAACCCACUCAAAGCUGUGUUCGCAUUUCGACAGAUGAGAAAUUCCACCAUACCAGCUGAAAUAAAUUCACGUUUCAAAACUAACCAAGCCAUAGAAUGGUUGAAAAGAUCAAAUUGCACUAUUUCAGUGUUAAAUGGUACCUUUUAAAAAAAAAACUAUAGGUUCUGAAUCUGCAUCAUUGCCAAAAAUAAAGUUCUUUCUUGAGGCAUAUUUUGUGGACAAAAUUUCACUGAAAUCCAUCCAUUUGUUUGAGAUAUAUCAUUUAUUUAUGACAAAUGUGAACAAAAAUAUUACCUCUGCCCAUUUUUGAUGUAGAAGUAACGAGAGUGACUAGUCACACCUGGUUUCAGUAUGGCUCAGUGUUAGUAUUCUCGCCUUAGUAUGGAAAGUGUGGAUUCAAGACCCAUUCCUAAGGACAUAUGAUCCAUAAAAACUGAAAGAACUGCAUAUGCUGUAAAUCAGGCACAAAAGCAGAAGUUGCUGGAAUAGUUCAGCGGGUCUGGCAGCAUCUAUGAAAAAAAAAUCAGUUAAUAUUUCGGAGAUAACAAAGUGUGGAGCUGGAUGAACACAGCAAGCCAAGCAGCAUCUCAGGAGCACAAAAGCUGACGGUUCGGGCCUAGGGUCUAACAUCAGCUUUUGCGCUCCUAAGAUGCCACUUGUGUGUUCACCCACCUCCACACUUUGUUAUCUCGGAUUCUCCAGUAACUGCAGUUCCAAUUAUCUCAGGUAAUACUUCAGGCCCGAAUUCUGAGGAAGAGUCAGCAGACCUGAAACAUUAACUCUGAUUUUCCUUCACAGAUGUCACCAGACCCAUUGAGCUUUUCCAAACAACUUCUGUUUUUGUUCCACAUGUAAUCCAGCCUGUCACCCAGGUGCUGUACGGAGGCUGUUUGAGGCAUUAUUUUUUUCCAUGAAACAUUAAAGUACAUAAUAUUAAAAUACACAUGACACAAUUUCGGAGAAUGGCAAAGCAGUUCUUUCUGGUGUUCUGAUCCAUACUUAUCCUUCAAUAUCACAAAAAUGGAAUAUCCAGUAAUUAGACCAUUAGAUACAGGAGUGAAAGUAAGGCCAUUCAGCCCAUCGAGUCCACUCCACCAUUUAAUCAUGGCUGAUGGGUAUUUCAACUCCACUUACCCGCACUCUCCCCGUAGCCCUUAAUUCCUUGCGAGUUCAAGAAUUUAUCAAUCUCUGCCUUGAAGACAUUUAAAGUCCAGGCCUAAACUGCGCUGUGGCAAUGAAUUCCACAGACCCACCACACUCUGGCUGAAGAAAUGUCUCCUCAUUUCCGUUCUAAAUUGACCCCCUCUAAUUCUAAGGCUGUGCUCAUGGGUCCUAGUCUCCCCGCCUAAGGGAAACAACUUCCCAGCGUCCACCCUUUCUAAGCCAUGCAUUAUCCUGUAAGUUUCUAUUAGAUCUUCCCCCAACCUUCUAAACUCUAAUGAAUACAAUCCCAGGAUCCUCAGCCGUUCGUAUGUUAGGCCUACCGUUCCAGGGAUCAUCCGUGUGAAUCUCCGCUAGACACGCUCCAGUGCCAGUAUGUCCUUCCUGAGGUGUGGGGCCCAAAAUUGGACACAGUAUUCUAAAUGGGGCCUAACUAGUGCUGUAUAAAGUCUCAGAAGCAUGUCGCUGCUUUUAUAUUCCAACCCUCUUGAGAUAAAUGACAACAUUACAUUCGCUUUCUUAAUCACAGACUCAACCUGCAAGUUAACCUUCAGAGAAUCCUGGACUAGCACUCCCAGAUCCCUUUGUACUUCGGCUUUAUGAAUUUUCUGAUCAUUUGGAAAAUAGUCCAUGCCUGUGUUCUUUUUUCCAAAGUGCAAGACCUCGCAUUUGCUCACGUUGAAUUUCAUUAGCUAUUUCCUGGACCACUCUCCGAAACUGUCUAAAUCUUUCUGCAGCCUCCCCACCUCCAUAGUACUACCUACCAGUCCACCUCACUUCAUACCAUCGGCAAACUUCGCCAGAAGCCCCCAGUCCCUUCAUCCAGAUCAUUAAUAUAUAAAGUGAACGGCUGUGGGACACCACUUGUUACCGGUUGCCAUUCCGAAAAAGAGCCUUUGAUCCCAACUCUCUGCCUUCCGGCAGACAGCCAAUCCUCAAUCCAUGCCAGUAGCUCACCUCGAACACCAUGGGCCCUCACCUUACUCAGCAGCCUCCCGUGAGGCACCUUAUCAAAGGCCUUUUGGAAGUCUACACAGAUAACAUAAUUAUCAUAUUGCUGUUUGAGGGAUCUUGCUGUGAUCAAAUUAGCUAUGUUAUUUCCAAUAUUACGAAAAUGACAACAUUUCUAUAGAUAAUAAAAUGUGAGG
Stegostoma tigrinum is the source of this 7920-nucleotide messenger RNA. RefSeq names its product beta-N-acetylhexosaminidase. The transcript is spliced from 15 exons. The coding region runs from base 1568 to 3292 and encodes 574 amino acids. Gene Ontology annotation, molecular function: hexosaminidase activity. NCBI's taxonomy places the organism in Eukaryota, Metazoa, Chordata, Chondrichthyes, Orectolobiformes, Stegostomatidae. Gene Ontology annotation, biological process: carbohydrate metabolic process. The record is from RefSeq and is a predicted model, not a curated record.